Molecule: messenger RNA, 1789 nt
Organism: Phyllotreta striolata
Lineage: Eukaryota; Metazoa; Arthropoda; Insecta; Coleoptera; Chrysomelidae
Source: the annotation of a GenBank genome assembly
AUGCCUGUUCAGAUAAGCUUCGGAAUACUUACUGUCAGCGACAGCAGUUAUGCGGGUAAAGGCAAUGAUUCAUCAAGUCCUAAAUUAAAAGAAGAAAUAUUAAAGGAGUUUCCAUCUGCCGAAAUAAGCGCAAUAAAAAUCGUACCAGACGAUUUGCAGGAAAUUAAAUCGACUCUAACAGAAUGGUUCGACUUGAAAAUCAACGUAAUAUUCAUAACAGGCAAUUUACCAGACAUGAUCUUCGCUAUGAUCACCAGUAGCUUGAAGAUCAUUCCAAUGGCGAUGAUCUCCAGACCCUUGAGCGGUAUUAGAGACAACACGAUGAUAGUAAAUCUGCCGGGAAGCCCCGAAAUGGUUUCGGAAUGCUUCGGUAUCAUCAAGGAAGCCUUACCCCUCGCUUUGGAGCUCCUAACAGAAGAAAAAAAAUCUGUGGUUUCCGGUCACGGAGCCAUUCUGAGCGACUCAGGAGCAUCCGUUGUCCCAACCACCAGCCUUAGUAAGGUGAAACUGGCUCCAUUAAGAAAAUACUACUACCCUAUUAUCGAUGUUGAAUUUGCUUCUGAUUGUAUUAAGGAUGUUUGUUCUGAUAAAGAGGAAACCACAGAAACGGUGCCUUUGAAGAGAUCGCUGAAUCGAAUUUUAGUAGAAGAUUUUCGUGCUGAAGAAUCGAUUCCUUCAUUUGCAACUUCGAUUAUAGAUGGUUACGCAGUUAAAUCGAGCAAUGGCAAAGGAAUACGUGUUGUGAAGAAUGUCGCAACUGCAGAAAAUAAGCCAAUCGAUAAAGUUCUGCAGUCAGGCGAAGCGAUAAGAAUAUCGAGAUCCAAUUCCUGCGGGAGCAGACACAGUGGUACCAUUGGAAGAUACAUCAGUAGUUGAAUAUUCGAUGGAUGGUUCUGAAGUAAUUAAGGUGAAAAUCAAAACAACACCCGACUACUAUGAAAACAUAAGAGAAAUCGGAAGCGACGUAUUGAAGAAUUCUUUGGUUUUAAAAAAAGACGAACGUAUCAAACAUUUCUCUCUUGGAGUUUUAGCCAUGUUAGGAAAAACAAAUAUUUUGGUUUAUAAACGCCCUUCUAUAGGAAUCAUAUCAAUUGGCAAUUAUAUUUGUGAACCUAAAGAAGAACUAGCCCCUGGCAAAAUCAGAGAUGCAAAUAGAUUCACCUUAAUUAAUUUGCUUAAAAAUUUCCAUUAUGAAGCAAACGAUUGUGGUAUAGCUAAAGACAAUCCUGAUGCAAUAAAGCAUGCUCUUGAACAAAGUUUUACUUGUAACGAUGUUAUUAUAACGAACAGUUUAAUGGGAGAAUUGGACAUGUUGAAACGGGUCCUCGUCGAAGAUUUUCAAGCUACUAUACAUUUUUGCAGGAUAAAGAUGAAACCCGGGUAAGUCAAAGUUUCGUAACUUUAAAGAUUUCAAUGAUUAAAUGAUUAUCAUUGUAUUAUAGAAAAUACAUUUUCCUGUGCAAUAACUUGUGUAUUAUUCGUUAUUCCUGCUCUACUGGAAAAAUCUCUCAACGAACGUUUUGUACUUAUUUCUAUAUCACGAAAUGCAUUUGAGCGUUCGUUACCACAUAAUAAUGAUGAUUGUCCAGAGUAUCGACUAGUUAAAGUAAAUAGGACUUUGACUGGAAUGACAACUGCAGAGGAAGUACCAGGCGUAUUAAGUAAUUUAGAUAAAGCAAACGGUUUACUUAUAGUUGAGCCAAAGAAAGAUUACUUCAGUAAAGAUUCAAAUGGAGACUAUCGCAAUCUUUACAGUGUAAUAUUAUUUCAUGAGAAUUAUUAUCAGUGA